This is a messenger RNA of Miscanthus lutarioriparius, 807 nucleotides long. NCBI's taxonomy places the organism in Eukaryota, Viridiplantae, Streptophyta, Magnoliopsida, Poales, Poaceae. The record is from the annotation of a GenBank genome assembly.
AUGGCCGAGGGGGCGUCUCCCUUCGCCAUGGGCAUCAUGUCGAACGCAGAAUUGACGGCUGCGGUGCUCGACCUCGGCAAGAUGGUGGCCGGGAUUCAUGCGUUUCUUUUGGGACCGCAAGGACCGCAGGUCCUGCAUGCGAGUUCGGCGCCCGGCCCUUUCCCGCAGCCGGUCAGCUGGCCGCCGCAACCGUCCAACGGACUCUUGACCGCCGAGGAGAGCAGCAGUCCCGCGCUGCUUUCCACCUCUCCUUCACUGAUCCCGUCGUUCACCACCCCCAGCCCCGUGCCGCCACAGCAGGACAGCGAUGGCGUCUUCUACGGGGGCGUGGAUGGCAUCCAGGCAUCGGCGGCGCAGCUGCAAGCAGUGGCGCAUUGCCUCCUAGCGCGCCGGCAGGGACGACAACACCCCAUCUUCAAGCGGCGGCGUCCAGUCGUCCCUACAGCAGCAGCCUUGCAGCUCACGGAGAGGAAGGCGAUUGCGCGGGCAAGUGCCUGCAAGGUGUUUGCGGCGGUGCGGCUGCAGGCUACGGCGCGUGGCCUCCUAGCGCGCCGGCGGCUGCAGAAGAUGCGCUCACCUAUGCACGAGGCGACCUUGGCGGCGGUCGACCUCAGCAUAGGGGAGUGUAACUCAGCAUGGUCGGUCGACCUCACCUGGUCGGACGGCCACCAGCAACUGCGCCGACCUGUUGUUGUCUUCAGGCGCAAGCAUGGUGUUUUUUUCCAUGGGCGGCGAACUCCAACUCUGCGGCACCGGCGAUAUGGGAGCAGCUUUCCUCCUUGUCACCGGCGGGGACGCACUGCCUAG